Frankliniella occidentalis (western flower thrips) is the source of this 872-nucleotide messenger RNA. RefSeq lists its product as uncharacterized. The coding region runs from base 45 to 626 and encodes 193 amino acids. NCBI's taxonomy places the organism in Eukaryota, Metazoa, Arthropoda, Insecta, Thysanoptera, Thripidae. The record is from RefSeq and is a predicted model, not a curated record. The transcript has 2 exons.
GCAGCUAGGUGAGCGGCUCAUUCCACGCCGAACCAGCGACAAAGAUGGCUCGCUCCGCUACCCUCGUCGUCCUGCUGUGCCUCGCGGCGGCGUCCUGGACGACGUCGUCCGCGGCCAGGAUCGCGGAGAGCAAUGACAUCUCAGCCGAGGUCACCGUGGACGCCGAGCUCGCCGAGGUGGAGCCCCAGGUCGAGCUGGCCGAGAACUUGGUCGCCUUCCCUCCAAAGGCCCUCCUGGGAUGGGGCGCGUCGAGCACCCCUAGGUACAGGACGACCACGCCGAGGUACACCACGAGGAGGCCGACUACGAGGAGGCCCUCUACAACAACAUCCAGGUCUCACGACCAGAGCAUCACCUGGGGAGGCGUGUACCCUUAUGACAAGCAACUCGCAUCAAAGACGGUGUACAAGGCGGCAACCUACUUGCGGGUCAACACCGAGACGGUGAGCAUCAGCUCCCCGUACGCCACCAUCCACUGCAUCCAGGUCGUGGACCAGCUGCGGACCGGCAAGAACGCGGCCGUCACCCUUCUGAGUGGCGGCGUGGGGCAGCGCAGCGCCAGCCUCAGGUUCGACAGCAAGCGCGGGGAGAAGAUCAGCUACCUCCUCAUCGUCUGGGGCCAAUAGGCGAAGCCAAUCUACCAAAUAUAACUUAUGUUCCUAGCACUGAAAACGGAGAAAAACAUCUAUAUACGUGACUUCAAAAAAUUCUUACUCAUGUUACGAACACGCCAAAAAAGAACACAUGUAAAACACGUGCAAUUAUGUGGUAACAUGUAGCAAUAUGUAUCAACCUGAGCCAAAGCCCACGAGCUCGUCUCUCUCAUAUUUAUUUUAUUUUUAAAACAAUAAAAAUAUAACUGAUUUUUAUAA